Messenger RNA from Poecile atricapillus (Black-capped chickadee), 1523 nucleotides. RefSeq lists its product as uncharacterized. The coding region runs from base 200 to 1189 and encodes 329 amino acids. Lineage: Eukaryota; Metazoa; Chordata; Aves; Passeriformes; Paridae. The record is from RefSeq and is a predicted model, not a curated record. The transcript is spliced from 2 exons.
CGCAGGCUGGAGGUUCCCGUUCUGCCACCCUCUGCUCCCAGCGCCGCUCCUGCUCCGGGGCCGCUCCAGGAGGGAUCGGGGCUGGAGAACAUCGCCCUCAUCCCAUGCUGGGGGUGCUGGCACCCCCAAACCCCGCUGUGCCCGCAGAGCAGCCCGGGGGUGAGCGCAGGACACCGCGGUGCCACCCGGGCAGGACAGGAUGGCACGGCUCUGUCACCGCGGUGCCACCCGGGCAGGACAGGCUGGCACGGCUCUGUCACCGCGGUGCCACCCGGGCAGGACAGGAUGGCACAGCUCUGUCACCUCCCGGGCAGGACAGGCUGGCACUGCUCUGUCACCUCCCGGGCAGGACAGGAUGGCACGGCUCUGUCACCUCCCGGGCAGGACAGGCUGGCACUGCUCUGUCACCUCCCGGGCAGGACAGGAUGGCACGGCUCUGUCACCACCAGGUCAGGACAGGAUGGCACGGCUCUGUCACCACCAGGUCAGGACAGGAUGGCACGGCUCUGUCACCUCCAGGUCAGGACAGGAUGGCACGGCUCUGUCACCACCCGGGCAGGACAGGAUGGCACGGCUCUGUCACCACCCGGGCAGGACAGGAUGGCACGGCUCUGUCACCCCUGCGGUGCCACCCGGGCAGGACAGGCUGGCACGGCUCUGUCACCACCAGGUCAGGACAGGAUGGCACGGCUCUGUCACCCCUGCGGUGCCACCCGGGCAGGACAGGCUGGCACGGCUCUGUCACGUCCAGGUCAGGACAGGAUGGCACGGCUCUGUCACCGCGGUGCCACCCGGGCAGGACAGGAUGGCACGGCUCUGUCACCUCCCGGGCAGGACAGGCUGGCACGGCUCUGUCACCUCCCGGCCAGGACAGGCUGGCACGGCUCUGUCACCUCCCGGGCAGGACAGGAUGGCACGGCUCUGUCACCCCUGCGGUGCCACCCGGGCAGGACAGGAUGGCACGGCUCUGUCACCUCCCGGGCAGGACAGGCUGGCACGGCUCUGUCACCACCAGGUCAGGACAGGCUGGCACGGCUCUGUCACCCCUGCAGGACCCAGCGGCUGCUCAGGGACUGGGAAAUGUCUCAUGGAGAAGUCCUGGGGAGAGCUGGGUUUCCAUCCAGCCGGGAUUUCCCUGGGUGCCCUGGCAUGGGGACCCUGCUGGGGACAGCUCCCCCCCAAUGAGUGACUCAAGACACACCAAAAAGAACAAACGAGGACUUGGACUGGGUUAUAUUUUAAAAUGCUCAUAUAUUUUCUUUUUUUUUUUUUUCUCCUUUUUUCUUUUCCUCUUUUUUUUUUUUUUUUCUUCUCAUUUUUUUUCCCCACAAUUCUAAUACAAUUGUUCUCAAAAUACUGGCGUUUCCAGCAGCAGUUCUUUCUUUUUUUUUCUUUUUUUUUCUUUCCUUUUUUUUUAACCUUUUUUGUUGUUUUUGAAGUGAAUAAUAAUAAUAAUAUACGGUAGUGAUUUCACAGUAAAACAGACCUGCGGGAACGCCAGAGAUACGUGACAAAAGACACCC